AUCCCUUGGAUGUUCCGUUUCCCACGUAAAAACAGAGACCAACUCUUUGAACGGCCAGAAGACCACAAUCAUCCAAUGCAACUAUGAAAGGUCGUCUUUUUUCUCGAAUUUAAUUCGAAUCAAAUUUCGAUGCUCCUUCCCGUUUUCUCAGUAAGAAUAUUGAUGACUACGAGGUGAAAGGCCCGGAUUUCAGUUUGAUCUCAGGUGUGGGGGAGUAAAAAUACGAGUUCAUUGAUGGGUUCUAAGAACAAGUCAUCAUCGGGCCACCGAAGAAGUUGUUCUAUAUUUUAUGUGAUUGGUCUUUGCGGUUUAUUUUAUCUUUUUGGGGCAUGGCAAAAGGGUGGUUCUGGAAAGGGAGAUACAAUCGCCAUGAAUGUAAAUAGGCUUACGGAUUGCGAAAUUUUGCCCGAUUUGAGAUACGAAUCUCACCGCAAUGAUAAAGAAAUUUCUGAACCAGAAGCAAAAGUGUUCGAGCCUUGCGAUUUCCGAUACACUGAUUAUACACCUUGUCAUGAACAAGACAGAGCAAUGAGAUAUCCCACAGAGAAUACGAUACACAGGGAAAGACAUUGUCCAUCUCGAGAAGAGAAACUUAAUUGCCUAAUUCCAGCCCCAAAAGGGUACAUGUCCCCUUUUCCUUGGCCUAAAAGCCGUGAUAUAGUGUACUACGCCAAUGUUCCUCACAAGAGUCUCAGAGAAGAAAAGGCCACCCAAAAUUGGGUACAAUUUCAGGGAAAUUUGCUGAGAUUUCCAGGUCGAGGUACCAUGUUUCCUCAAGGAGUAGAUGCAUAUAUUCAUGAACUUGCAUCAGUCAUCCCAAUUGACAAUGGAUCUAUCAGAACAGCACUUGACACUGGCUGUGGGGUAGCAAACUGGGGAGCGUACAUGAUGAAGAGAAAUGUGAUGACUAUGUCAUUUGGACCGAAGGACAAUCAAGAAGUACAAGUUCAGCUUGCUCUGGAACGAGGUGUACCUGCUGUUGUUGGUGUUCUUGGCACCAUCCACCUCCCCUACCCUUCAAGAGCCUUUGAUAUGGCCCACUGUUCAAGAUGCCAAAUACCAUGGACUUCAAAAGGUGGCAUGUAUCUAAUGGAAGUUGAUAGAGUUAUCAGGCCUGGUGGAUACUGGAUUCUUUCUGGUCCUCCUAUUAACUGGAAAGCACACCACUCCUCAUGGAAGCAAUCUAAGGAAGAUCUGGAGGCAGAGCAGGAAAAAAUUGAGCUUUUAGCUGAGAGUCUUUGUUGGGAAAAGAAGUUUGAAAAGGGAGAUAUUGCUAUCUGGAGGAAGAAAGUAAAUCCAGAAUCCUGCCAAAGUCGGUUUGCCAAUUUAUGUAAUAACACAGAUAAUACAGAUGAUGUUUGGUAUAAGACAAUGGGGGUAUGUAAAACCCCUUUUCCUGAGGCAACCAGAGAAAGUGAAGUUAAUGGAGGGGAAUUGAAGGAGUUUCCUGCGAGGCUUUUUGCAGUACCUCCUAGAAUAUCAAAGGGUUUAGUUCAAGGCUUGACAGCUGAAUCUUACCAACAGGACAACAAACUAUGGAGAAAGCAUGUCAAUACUUACAAAAGAAUCAAUAAAUUGAUUGGCACUAACAGAUACAGGAAUGUGAUGGACAUGAACGCAGGCCUUGGAGGGUUUGCAGCUGCACUUGAAUCACCAAACUCCUGGGUGAUGAAUGUUGUUCCCACUGUUGCUAAGAACACUCUAGGUGUUAUCUAUGAGAGAGGUCUGAUUGGAAUUUAUCACGACUGGUGCGAACGAUUUUCUACAUACCCUAGGACAUAUGAUCUUAUUCAUGCACACGGUUUGUUUAGCUUUUACCAAGAUAAGUGCAGUAUGGAAGACAUCCUUCUGGAGAUGGAUCGGAUCCUUCGACCCGAAGGGGCUGUGAUAAUCAGAGACCAAGUUGAGGUAGUGGACAAGGUUAGGAAAAUAGUGAGAGGAAUGAGAUGGGAGGCCGAAGUGGUGGAUCAUGAGGAUGGCCCAAUGGUGCCCGACAAGAUUUUGAUUGUAGUGAAACAGUACUGGGUGGGCAGCACUGGGAACUCCACGGCCAGUGGGGAAUGAAUGACACAGAUAUUGUUUGGGCUUGGCCCCUACGAUAAAGAAAAUAAAAGCAGUGUUAUUCAAAAAAUAAAAGAAAAGAAAAGCAAAAUUUCCAAGGCCAGAGGAAAACAGGAAACCAUAAAGGAACAAAAGGGGGAAUUAUUAUAGAAAAAGAUAAGGUCGGGUUUGUGAAAAUUAUUGAUAAUGUUGCUUUAUUGGGAAGGAAAUUGCUCCUACCCCCGCCUUAAAUUCUUUAGCUGACUCUAGAGGAUUUAGUGUAGACUACUAAAGACUAGCUUUUGUAGUAACUUCACUCGCCAAGCGGCAACUCAAUCCAAUGAAACUUUUCUGCUUUAUUUCAGAAUGCUGGGAAGAUUAUUUUAAGAAAAAUAUAACUUUUAAUC
Messenger RNA from Prosopis cineraria, 2447 nucleotides. Its product is annotated as probable methyltransferase PMT14. Lineage: Eukaryota; Viridiplantae; Streptophyta; Magnoliopsida; Fabales; Fabaceae. The transcript is spliced from 6 exons. Gene Ontology annotation, molecular function: methyltransferase activity. The record is from RefSeq and is a predicted model, not a curated record. Bases 235 to 2064 code for a protein of 609 amino acids. Gene Ontology annotation, cellular component: cytoplasm; endosome; trans-Golgi network.